Molecule: messenger RNA, 2445 nt
Organism: Pediculus humanus corporis (human body louse)
Lineage: Eukaryota; Metazoa; Arthropoda; Insecta; Psocodea; Pediculidae
Product: protein EMSY, putative
Exons: 12
Coding region: 1-2445 (814 amino acids)
Biological process (GO): regulation of DNA-templated transcription
Cellular component (GO): nucleoplasm
Source: RefSeq, a predicted model, not a curated record
AUGUGGCCAACUCUUGUUGAUAUGUCCGAAAAUGAAUGUAAAAGAGCAUUACGAAGUUUAGAGUUGGAAACCUAUUCUAAUGUUGUAGCAGUCCUAAGAGCACAAGGGUCUUUUGGCCCCGAGAAAAAAAAAUUAUUACAUGAAAUGGCUACUGCGCUAAAUAUUCCCAUAGAACGUCAUAAAGCAGAAAUUAGAAAAGCAGUUAAUGAUGAAAAAUUAAAUACAAUUGCUGAGCUGUUAUUUGGUCCUCACACAGCAAUCGAAUGGGCUAUUGAAGGCAGAAGAUCAGUACCAUUAUUACCAAGAGAACCUCCCAAAACUGUUUAUUCAAUUGUUGGAGAUGAAGUUGCUUGUCAUCUGGUUUCUGAAAACUCAAAGUUAGUUCCCCCUUCCGAAACAGCCAAUAAAGCAAAUGAACUUCUGAAAACAUUAAUUUAUGAUUACUAUGUGCUUUUUACUAAAGAAUAUCCUUUACUACAAGAGCCUUCUUCUCCUGAGCCAGCUAAAACUCAAUCUUCAGCUAUGAGUCCCUCAGGGGUAUUAGUUUUACCUUGUGGAACAGCAAUUCAGAUGAAACGAGAGCUAGAAGAAGAAGAAUAUCUUAGAAAAAAAAGAAAAUCAUCUUUAUCAUCGGAAAUUAAUUCUAAAACAUCAAUUAGUCCAGCAUCUCCUCCCUCAUCUUCAAAGACAUUAAGUGUACCUAUAAAAACAGUGCCAUCUAGCAGCAAGCCCACGGUUCUUUACUCCCAAGCUGUGCCCCAACCCACGAAUGUAAUAACAGCUGAACCUUCUAAAAUUAGACCAAAAUCUAUAACAUCUGCUUCUAUACCAAAGCCUAGAUCUAGUGCUAUAGUUGUAUCUAAUCAGGGUAGCAAUAUUUCAUCACAAAUAAUUCAAUUGAAAAGUACAAAACCUAAUUCAUCUAGCUCUGUCGUUCAUUUAAAAUCAGCACUUCAAACUACCAAACACACAGUUCCGAUACAAACCAUAUCAGCUAUGCAAGUAAAAACUCAAAAUCCUCAAAGUAAAAUAUUAGUUCAACAAAAAACUUUACCUAGAACGUUAUCAAAAACAGUUCAGCCGAAAACAGUAAAUAAUCCUCAAACAAAAUCAAUACACACUGCAAAAACGGGACAAGUGGGAGUAGUAGUUCAACAAAAGCCGACAAAAGGUGUAAUGACAAAUGUGCAAGUAAAAACUCCACCCGGUUUUACCAAUAUUCCCUUACAUUUAAGAACAAGUGCCAAAAGUCAAGGGUUGCAAAUCAAACAUGAUACAGCAGGUAUGAAAAUGUUAGCAAUGUCUGGAGGAACAAAAAUUUUACCAAAACCAAGUCAACCUGUUUAUAUGGUUUCCACGAGUAGUUCUGCAUUAUCCAUGGUCACUCGAACGAUUCCAACGAGUACAUCUUCUAGAAAUUUAGGAUCUUCCUCUUCUGGUGCAACUUCAGUUAAGCCUUCUCAAUCAAACGUAUUCACUCCUAAUAAACCAGUACAAACAGUUCAUUUAAUGGCUCAACCUCAAACGACAAGACGACAGCAAAACGUUGUUUUAUUUCAAAAAGGAUCGACACCGAAAAACCUACCUGUUGCACAAACGGGAAAAGAAAUUGUUAGUAAAAUAGUUAUGCCAAAAGCUUCUCAAGUGGCGUUGACUUCUGUGACAAAACCUGUGACCACGUUGUCGAAUAAUAAUAUCACGCAAUCCGUUUCGGGCAUUCCAGUAGGACAAUCUCAGUCUGGUAAUGUCAUUCUAUUGGAUUUGAGUAAUCAAGAAUCUAUUUCGAAAAAUGCCGCCAUUGCUGAAUUAUUACAAGCAUCUGGUCUUUUGGGAGAUUCUCUAACCGUUUUAGACAAAUCAAAGAAUGUUAAUUCGGGGGAAGAAGUAGAAAUUGUAAAUGCGUCGGAAUCUCAAAUAUUAGAAAUCGAAGAAAAAGAUUUAAAGCAACAGGAAGUUACUACGAGAGAAAAUUCAGGGUCUUUUUCAGUUUCGACAUUAUCCAUAGAGGCUGUAGAAAUGUUAAAUCGAUCUGAUACGCCAGAGACUAGAGCAUUACUUAGCCAAGCAGGAAUUCAAAUAUCUGAUGAAAUCGGAGAUAGCGAAGAAGAAGAAGUUUUAGGAGUUAAAAUGGACGAUACGGAUUUCGAAGAAGAAAGUAGCACAAGCGAAAGUGACACAAUUGGUUCAACGUCGGGUGUCAUGGCCGUUUCCGCAUCAUUGACUAACAACAGACCUAAAACUAUGGAUAUUUUUAGCACGGCUCUAGCUUCCGCCGACAUUAAUUUAGAUAAUUUUAUGGAAGAAGAAGAUGAACCGGAACAAUCGUUUAACGAAACGCCGGGUUCUCCUAAAAGUGAAGAAACAAUCAUAGCACCGCCUUCUGAUGCAAACGAACAGUCUUUUGAUUUGGGAGAAGUCACGACAGAGUCUAAUGAAAAUCCAUAA